GAGCUGGGGCCAUUCUCUCACUCUGCAGACAUCCAGCCCAGCAUGAAUGCAUGCAUGUAUAGACAGUCCGAUCGAUCCGGGCACUCUGCCCUCCCCCCCUGUCAUCCAUAUGGUAGUACCCUCCCACUUACAUCCCAUAUAUCCAACAUAUCCAACAUUUGUCUCCCGCCGUGACUCUUCCCUUUGGUAUUCCCUCUCCUGGCUUCCACCAUCUUUGACAUUUCUGGUCCAUCGUGUCACAGGGUUCUUGUCCCAUCAGGGAAACUACACUCGCUCAUCAGUUUGCCUAUAGCCGUAAUAGUUCCUGGACCAUCCCGAUCCCAUACUACCAACUGCUACUCCUGCUAUUGCUUAGCUCCUGCCUCGUUUUCCCCAAUACGUCACUCAAUUCCACCUGGCUUGCUAUACGCCACUUCUAAUAAAAACAACCUAACCUUCCUCCCUCCUACACACGGACAAGAACCGGACCAAGGCCUGACUCUCGUUUUCUCCCAAGCUCUGUUCCCUCGAAAGCAUCACCGAGUCCUCGUUUUUUUGGCUUUUGGACCUUGUGAACUAGAGUUUAUCCCAGUUCCUGCCAGAAUAACUUACACCCUUGAUUGUGACCGUCCCUCGCUACUCUACUCUCGCACACACCUCAAGAUGCUCGGCCAAUCAUCCCUCAUGGCACUCGUUGCCGCCUCUCCUGCUGCAUUGGCCGCAUACCAGGGUUUCAACUACGGCUCUACCUUCACCUCUGGCGCGCCCAAGGUCCAGAGCGACUUUGAGGCAGAGUUCAAGACCUCCCAGGGUCUGAUCAGUGCCCCAGGAGUCUUCAACUCCGCACGCCUGUACACCACAGUCCAAGGCGGCACCGCCAACAGCCCCAUCGAGGCGAUCCCCGCGGCGAUCAGCACCAAGACCUCGCUCCUCAUGGGCCUGUGGGCCUCGGCCGGCGACGCCAGCUUCGCCAACGAGAUCACCGCCCUCAAGUCCGCCAUCGCCACCUACGGCUCCCAGCUCGGCGGCCUCGUCGCGGGCAUCUCCGUGGGCUCGGAGGACCUCUACCGCAUCUCGCCCACCGGCCUCCUCAACAAGGAGAACCCGGGAGUCGGGCCCGAUGUUCUCGUCGGCUACAUCAAGCAGGUCCGGGACGCCCUCUCCGGCACGCCGCUGUCUGGGGUCCCCGUGGGCCACGUCGACACGUGGACCGCGUGGGUCAACGCGUCCAACGAUGCCGUGAUCUCCGCGUCUGACUUCCUCGGCGUCGAUGCCUACCCUUACUUCCAGACCACAAUGGCCAACAGCAUCUCCAACGGCGCAAACCUCUUCAGCGAGGCGUUCGGCGCCACGCAGGCCGCCGCCCAGGGCAAGGAGGUCUGGGUGACGGAGACGGGGUGGCCCCUCAGCGGGCCCGCCGCGAACGAGGCUGACGCCAGCACGGCCAACGCCGAGAAGUACUGGCAAGACGUAGGCUGCGACAUUCUGUUCGGAAAGACCAACACGUGGUGGUACACGCUCCAGGACGCGGCGCCCGACACGCCCUCCCCUAGCUUCGGGGUCGUCGGCAGCUCCCUGUCCACCACCCCGCUGUACGACCUGUCGUGCAACGCGUCGUCCCCGUCCCCUUCCUCCUCGUCCUCGUCGUCGGCGGCGGCAUCGGGCGGCGGCGGCGGCGCAGCAACAUCCGCAGCCGGGGGGUCGGGCGCCACCGCCGUGUCGCCCCCCGUCCCCACCGGCAGCGGCGCUGAUGCGGGCUCCCCUGGUAUCUCCGCGGGCGCCGGCAGCGUCGUGACCGUCGGGGGGACUGCCGCCGCGGGAGGCGAGGCUGCGACCGCGACCCUCCCCGGCACGCCUACGAACCCCACCGGCGCGGGCGGAUCUGGAAACGGCGGCUCCGGCUCCGGCUCCGGCUCGGGGAGCAGCGGCUCCGGAUCAGGGUCUGGGUCUGGAUCUGGAUCUGCCGGUGGCAACGGGACCGUCGGCGGCGGCAGCGGCUCUUCUUCCCCGUCGGCCAGCACCACUGCGGUCAUCACCAACGCGGCGGCCGAGAACGUGGUCUCCUUUGGCGCUGCUUUCGUCGCGCUGCUGGCCGCGUGUGUGAUCCUGUGAGCGGGCUGUUUGUGUACCGUUUUGGAUUUGUUGGAUUUGGGCGGCAUCAUCGGUUGGACUGGGAAGUGUUGAGUGCGAGGACUGCUGUGUUGCGACCCACUUCACGCCCUCUACCAGGCUCUCAUGUCACGCACGAGGAAAACGAAAAUGGCUUUUGAUAUCCGCAUGAUCUCCACUAGGUGACGGACAAAAUAAUUUGGUUAUGGCGAGUGAGCCCUCCGGGGAAACAUAUUAGACGAGGCGUGCAUUCUAUGGAAUGGGAUGGGUACCUACCUACAUGCAUGGACGGAGACGGACGACUGUCUUCAUUGCCGGGUGUGCACAACCAACUUUUUGGAAAUACGGAUAUUGUGCCUCUUCCCUCCCUUGUCAGAGGAGAAAGGUGGAAUGAAAAAGACAAUAAUUCU
This is a messenger RNA of Diaporthe batatas, 2498 nucleotides long. RefSeq lists its product as uncharacterized. Gene Ontology annotation, cellular component: fungal-type cell wall; extracellular region; cell surface. NCBI's taxonomy places the organism in Eukaryota, Fungi, Ascomycota, Sordariomycetes, Diaporthales, Diaporthaceae. The transcript has 3 exons. Bases 643 to 2091 code for a protein of 482 amino acids. Gene Ontology annotation, biological process: carbohydrate metabolic process; cell wall organization. The record is from RefSeq and is a predicted model, not a curated record. Gene Ontology annotation, molecular function: 1,3-beta-glucanosyltransferase activity; glucan endo-1,3-beta-D-glucosidase activity.